AUGGCUGAUCUAUAUGGAUUUAGCCUAGCCUUGUGCAUGCAUAAGUUCUUUAUGGAGGAAGGACAUAAACCAGUCGCACAACCUCAGCGUAGAUUGAAUCCAAUAAUGAAGGAUGUAGUGAGGAAAGAGGUUAUUAAGUGUCUAGAGCAGGCCUUUGAGUUAUUGAAGAAGAAGCUUAUAGAGGCUCCAAUUUUAAUUGCUCUUAAUUGGGAGCUACUUUUUGAGCUUAUGUGUGAUGCCAGUGAUGUAGCAGUAGGAGCAAUCUUAGGGUUAAAGAGUUCAACACUUGUUGGAGAACAACUGCAUAUUAAAGAAGAAUUUCCAUAUGGGAAGCUAUUGUCCCUAGAGGUGACUAAAUUGUCGUGUUACGCAAAUGUCGUCAAUUACCUGGUUAGUGGAGUAUUUCCUUUUGAUGCAACCUCACAGCAGAAGAAAAAGCUUAUGCAUGAUGUCAUGUUAUACAUAUGGGACGAGCCUUACUUAUUCAAGCAGGGAAUAGACCAAAUAGAAAGAAGGUGUGUGCCAAAAAUCGAGGUGUGCCUAGUGUUAGAUAGUUUCCACUCAUCACCAUAUGGCGGUCGUCAUAGAGGAGAGAAAACUAGGCAUAAGGUGGUGACCAAGUUUCUCAAAAAGAACAUCUUCACUCGAUUUGGCACUCCUAGAGCAAUUAUCAGCGAUGGAGGAUCACACUUCAUAAAUCAAACAGUGAAGAAUCUCUUUGCUAAGUACGGGGUGAGGUAUAAAGUGGCUACAACAUAUCAUCCACAAACCAGUGGGCAGGUCGAGUAUCCAACAAUAGGUGAAGCAAAUAUUAUAAAAGACUGGAAAGCACAAAGGAAAGAUUGGUCAAAGAAGUUAGAUGAAGCACUUUGGGCAACUGAAUGGCAUACAAAACACCCAUCAGGGCCUUUUCAUAUCAGAUGGUAUUUGGUAAAGCAUGUCACUUGUCGGUUGAAUUACAAUACCGAGCAUAUUGGGCAAUCAAGAAGCUGA
Molecule: messenger RNA, 993 nt
Organism: Solanum dulcamara
Lineage: Eukaryota; Viridiplantae; Streptophyta; Magnoliopsida; Solanales; Solanaceae
Exons: 4
Coding region: 1-993 (330 amino acids)
Biological process (GO): DNA integration
Molecular function (GO): nucleic acid binding
Source: RefSeq, a predicted model, not a curated record